CACAAACCAUUACUCUUCCAUUUCCACACACCAAAAAACACCCAUGGGCAUGGCUGUGAUAUCAGAAAAAGAUCCAUCAAAUGCCUCCACACAAACCAUCCAAGAAAUCAUGACAACAUACAAAUCACUUCCACCACGACCCACCAUUGAAGACCUCGAAGCAGCCAUUUCUGUCAUCAAAACCCUCAACACCGAUGAAAAACGAAAACUUGACGAGAUCGCCACCCAAAUCUGCCCACCAGACAUCCCACAACCCCUCUUCUCCAUCCUUCAAAAGGUCAGACAAACCAUGGUCUUGUUUCAGACACAAGAACAGAGGAAAGAACCUCUGCAAGUUGUUGACUUUGACCAGAUUCAUCAAACCUUUGAUGAAUUGAUUCAGAAAGCUUCCAAGUGUGUUUCUAGUGAUACCCAGUUGGAUCAAGAAGAUGAUUUCAAAUACCCAGUUGCUGAUUUUGAGAAAAAAACUGUGAUCAGUGAUGAAAGUUUGCUGGUUUCUCAGAAGAUCAAGAAAGUUGAAAGCUUCAAGGGUUUGGUCAAGAGUUCUUCGACAAAAAUCAUCAAUUUUCCCUCAGGUGUAGAAGAACCUGAGAGAUUAAGCCUGAUGAAAGUAGCAGCCUUGAUUGAAAUCACAGCCAAACAAGAAGGAAAAGUCCUUGAUCUUCAAUCCAAAUUGAUGGAGAACAUUGAAUUGCUUCCUGCUUCUCUUGGAAAACUAUUGAACAUCACCGAACUUAAUCUAUCCGACAACAAAAUCACGGCUCUCCCAUCCUCCAUUGCCAAUCUUACCGCCCUAACAAAGCUCGAUAUCCAUUCAAACCAACUCACCGACCUCCCCGAUUCAGUCGGUCAAUUGGUCAACUUACUCGACCUUGAUCUCCAUGCAAACCGGUUGAAGUCUCUCCCAGAAUCAUUCGGGAAUCUUGUAAACUUGAUGAAUCUUGAUUUGAGCUCAAACUAUUUCACCCAUUUACCUGAUUUUAUAGGGAACUUAGCCUCUAUGCAAAUCUUGAUUGUCGAAACAAACGAUCUUGAAGAACUCCCGUACACAAUUGGAUCAUGUUCUUCACUCGUGGCGCUCAAACUAGACUUCAAUCAACUAAAAGGGCUUCCCGAAGCAAUUGGGAAGCUCGAGUGCUUGGAGAUUCUUACUUUGCACUAUAAUCGGAUAGGAAAGCUGCCUACAACAAUGGCAAACCUCACUAGAUUAAGAGAACUUGAUGUUAGUUUCAAUGAACUCGAAGGGAUACCCGAAAGUCUAUGUUUCGCAACCAGUUUGGAAACAUUAAUCGUGGGUAAGAACUUUGCUGACAUGACAGCUUUGCCAAGAUCAAUCGGCAAUCUUGAAAACCUUCAAGUGCUCGAUAUAAGCGGUGAUCAAAUACGAUUUUUACCUGGAUCUUUUGGGAUGUUGUCGAAGUUGAAAAUAUUCCUAGCUGAUGAGACCCCUCUCGAGGUUCCUCCGAGGGAAAUCACCAAGUUAGGGGCUCAGGCCGUAGUCGAAUACAUGGCUGAUUUGGUUGCCAAGAGAAACGUCGGACCUCAAGAAAUAAAGAAAAAGCGCAAAGGAAUUUGGUCGUGGAUCUGCAUGCUCUUUUCGGGCUAAUCGUCCUUCAAAAACGUUUCUGUAUAUAGUAUUUUCUCGGACAGUUUCACCGUUUUUCUCACAAAAAAAAUAAGGUUUUGGUCUUGAAAUACACAAAAAGUGAUUUUACGUCACAUUUUCACGUACAAUGGAUUAAAAAACUCGACAAAGCGUUGAUUCAUGAAAUAUUCACGUAUGAACAUAAGUCAAGUGUGUAUGAAAAAUAAACUCGAACUGUUUUUACCCUUUUUCUGCUUUUUUUAUUUUUUUCAAGAAGUUUAUUACAGAACGGACAUGUUGUAUUAAUUUGUACAUAUAAACUAGACAGACUUUUUAUGGGUUUACGUUCUUUUUACAAAGUGCAUCUGUUAUUCGAUUUAUCCUC
Cynara cardunculus var. scolymus (artichoke) is the source of this 1970-nucleotide messenger RNA. RefSeq names its product plant intracellular Ras-group-related LRR protein 5-like. The transcript has 3 exons. Gene Ontology annotation, molecular function: protein binding. Lineage: Eukaryota; Viridiplantae; Streptophyta; Magnoliopsida; Asterales; Asteraceae. The coding region runs from base 44 to 1606 and encodes 520 amino acids. The record is from RefSeq and is a predicted model, not a curated record.